CUUAAACCCUAAUUCGGCUGUCUAGGAAAAAAAAAGAGAAGCCUUUGUGUUCUUUUACAUCUCACUUAACAAAAUCCCAUUUGAGAAAGUUCUGCUAAAUAAGAAAUGGCUUCUCCUAGUCCUUAUCCCCCCGGCGUUACUAAGGAACAGGCGAUUAGUAUGGCACAAAUGGAGAUGGAGUAUCGGGUGGAACUCUUUAACAAGCUUGCUCAAACAUGCUUCCACAAAUGUGUGGAUAAAAAGUACAAGGAAGCUGAGUUAAACAUGGGUGAGAAUAGUUGCAUUGACCGUUGCGUUUCCAAGUACUGGCAGGUAAAUGGAAUGGUUGGACAGCUUCUAAGUGCUGGCAAGCCUCCGAUGUAAUCCAGUUUAAGUCAAUUAUUAUAGACCAAAAGAUCAUGGAGGGAACAAUACUCUGUUUUUUUUGUUGUUCUAAAGCUAUAAUAUUGUUUUUUAUUGUCAAGCGAGUCGCAUCACAUUUUUGGCUCUGAUUUGGACAAAUAAUGCAAAUUCUCUGUGAACCCAUUAUUUCUGAA
Capsella rubella is the source of this 536-nucleotide messenger RNA. Its product is annotated as mitochondrial import inner membrane translocase subunit TIM10. Lineage: Eukaryota; Viridiplantae; Streptophyta; Magnoliopsida; Brassicales; Brassicaceae. Bases 106 to 363 code for a protein of 85 amino acids. Gene Ontology annotation, cellular component: mitochondrial inner membrane. Gene Ontology annotation, biological process: protein insertion into mitochondrial inner membrane. The record is from RefSeq and is a predicted model, not a curated record. The transcript is spliced from 6 exons.